Messenger RNA from Thalassophryne amazonica, 2260 nucleotides. It is a transcript of the gene lpcat3, whose product is annotated as lysophosphatidylcholine acyltransferase 3. Gene Ontology annotation, biological process: lipid modification; phosphatidylcholine biosynthetic process. Gene Ontology annotation, molecular function: lysophospholipid acyltransferase activity; 1-acylglycerophosphocholine O-acyltransferase activity. The record is from RefSeq and is a predicted model, not a curated record. Lineage: Eukaryota; Metazoa; Chordata; Actinopteri; Batrachoidiformes; Batrachoididae. The transcript has 13 exons. The coding region runs from base 203 to 1612 and encodes 469 amino acids. Gene Ontology annotation, cellular component: membrane.
UGCGUUGCCUCACCUGUCGGGUCAGACCACAGGUCUAACGUCCAGUUUGUUAAAAAUUAACAACAGAGAAGUAUAGCAAAGAGGAACGGAUAGGAGGAUGGUGAAAGAGCGUAAAGGAGGCCUUUAAAAAGGAGGUGCCAUUUGUGAUCGAAUGUCUGCCGUGAGCCAGUGAGCAACAGUCAACGGUUCCGCCCACAAGAAGAUGGCGGCUCCCUUGCUGGAGACACUGUCCGAGUCUUUAGGUUCCCCCGGAGCGGCGGUUCGGCUCAUUUUGUCUCUUUUAAUAGGAUAUCCUUGUGCUUUGGUGUACCGGCAGGUUUUUUUCCACUCUUCUCCCACAGUUGUUAACUUGUUCCACACCUUUUCUGGUCUGGCUCUAGCUGCAUUCAAUUUUGGCUCUCAGCUCUGUCACUCAGCAGUAUGCAUCCUUGUCCAAUUCCUGAUACUGAGGCUCAUGGGAAGGACGGUAUCAACUGUCCUGAGCAGCUUUAUUUUUCAAAUGGGAUACCUGCUGGCAGGGUAUUACUGCACAGCGACAGAGGAGUAUGACAUCAAAUGGACUAUGCCUCAUUGUGUCCUUACACUCAAACUUAUUGGUAAGUCGAUUUGGUUUAUCAUUGAUUACUAUGAUGGUGGGAAGGAACAACCUCAACUGAGUUUAGAGCAGAAGAAAGCAGCCCUGCUGUCUACACCCUCUUUGUUGGAGGUGUACGGGUUUUCCUAUUUCUAUGGAGGUUUUCUUGUAGGGCCCCAAUUUACAUUGCGUAGCUACCAGAUGCUGGUGUUGGGAGAGCUCACUGACUGCCCUGGAAAGCCACCCAACAGUGUUAUUCCAGCUGUAAAGCGAUUUGCUGUGGGGUUUCUGUCCCUGCUGAUAUAUACAAUAUUUAGUCCCUAUUACCCAGACAGCUACUACUUAACAGAUGAGUAUGAGGCUCACCCUUUCUGGUAUCGCUGUGUGUUUAUUUUGCUUUGGGCUAAAAUCAGUUUGUACAAAUAUGUCAGCUGUUGGCUCAUAGCGGAGGGUGUCUGUAUAUUAUCUGGACUGGGCUACAAUGGUGUAGGUCAGGAUGGAAAACACCAAUGGGAUGCCUGUGCUAAUAUGAAGGUGUGGCUCUUUGAAACCACGCCCCUAUUUGGAGGAACCAUUGCUUCUUUCAACAUAAAUACCAAUGCCUGGGCUGCCAGGCAUGUUUUUAAGCGAUUGAAGUUUCUGGGCAAUAAAAACUUCUCUCACAUAACCACACUGUUCUUUCUGACGAUUUGGCAUGGCCUUCACUCUGGAUACAUCAUGUGCUUCUCCAUGGAGUUCUUCAUCAUUACUGUAGAGCGACAGACCCAUGCUUUAGUUCGGGACAGUCCCUUGCUGACCAAAUUGUCCAACAGUGCACUCUACCCUCUCAUCUAUGUCAUCCAGCAGUUUAUCCACUGGCUCUUCAUGGGCUAUUCCCUCGUGCCAUUCUGCCUCUUUACUUAUGACAAAUGGCUCAAGGUGUCUUUUUCUGUCUAUUUUUGUGGUCAUGUGUUCUUCCUUGUAGUCUACUUAAUCUUGCCAUACCUCCGAAAAAUGCUGGUGCCUAAGAAAGAACGGAGCCAGAAAAAGCAAGAUUAAAAUGUGGUAAUAAGCCCACAUGGUCUGUCAAAUGGCUGCAUACUGAAGGGACACUGCAACUUUCAAGGAGCAGAAUGGAAAAUAUUUUAAGGCCUUUAGUAAUAUAUGCCCAUGUAAGGAAAUAAAUUUAUGUAUAUUUUUGUGUUUAGAAUGGGAGGGGUGUUUUAUAAAUGGCUGGAAAAAUUGUUUACAGGAAAUGACCAUCGUGCCACAUGGGUAAUUGUGAGCCAAUCAGUUUAUUUCCUGUUUGUUUUCUCUCUCUCUCGUUUUGAAGAUGAGAGAGACAUUGAAUCUGAGAAACUUCUAUGUUGGCUGCUCAGAAUUGCACUCAUCAGUCAUGGUUUGAGAGUCACUCAUUGGCUCCAAAGUGUUUAGUUUUAAUUUCUCUGCCUCAUGUCGAGCGUGUUAGAGUUUAGCAACAAGACUCGUGAGACGUUUAAGCACAGUGCAAAUGUACAUGGUUCUCUGAAGUGACAUACGUGUCAUUUUCUGCUGGUCUGACAGAACCAUAGAGACAGAUAGAACUAGAAGGCUGACCGUCUUUACUGCGCUUGUACUGCAACUGUCCCACAUUGGGGUGCAGUUCACUGAGUGGGGCUAGAAGUGCUUGCAAACAAUGCAGUAGUACAUACAUUUAUCUUGGCAAAA